Molecule: messenger RNA, 1416 nt
Organism: Penicilliopsis zonata CBS 506.65
Lineage: Eukaryota; Fungi; Ascomycota; Eurotiomycetes; Eurotiales; Aspergillaceae
Exons: 4
Coding region: 272-1348 (358 amino acids)
Source: RefSeq, a predicted model, not a curated record
CGACAGAUGGCUUUAUCUGUUUGUUCUUUUCCCUACUUCUACGGGGUAUAUCAUCUUUGCAGAUUGUUGAGUCACUGCCCGAACGGUCUCUACGAAGUGUCCGCUGAGCCCUGGUGUAUCUGGUGGAUUUGGACUGCAGCUCUUCUUAUCUUACGACUGUGACUCUUCGCAGUUCCGUUACACCAAGCGACUGCCCAUUUUUCGGACACAUUCUAUUACUCCUUACUCUGGAAUCUGCCAGUGACUUAUAUAUUAUAUUUUCUGUAUCGAAAUGUGUCGAUUUCUGGUAUACAAGGGUCAUCAUGAGAUCCGGCUUAGCAAGCUCAUCACGGAGCCCAGCCAUUCGAUCCUCAGACAGUCGUAUGACUCGCGACUAAGACUGGACAACCGACGGCCAGUGAAUGGCGACGGGUUCGGCGUGGGGUUCUACACAGACCCAAAGCUAGGACCGGAGCCGUGCAUCUUCACUUCGACGCUGCCGGCGUGGAACUGUGAGAACCUGGAGCGACUGGCGGCGAAGACGUGCUCGAACCUGAUCUUUGCACACGUGCGAGCGACGACCGAAGGGGCGCUGUCGGAAACGAACUGCCACCCGUUCCAGCACCAGACCCUCAUGUGGAUGCACAACGGCAACAUUGGCGGGUGGCAGUACAUCAAGCGGGCGCUGGCAGACUCGCUGGCGGACCGAUGGUUUAUGGGCGUGAAGGGUGGCACGGACAGCGAGUGGGCGUUUGCGCUGUUUCUGGACCUUCUGGAGAAGGAGGGCGUGGACCCCAGCUCCAACCCGGGCCCCGAGGGCUUCGGCCAUGAAAUAUUGCGGCGCGUGAUGGUCAAGACGAUCGCCAAGAUCAACGAGCUGAUCCGCGACAUGUCAAGCAAACACGGCGCAGACCUCCCCGGCAUUGAGACGCGCAGCCUGCUCAACUUUGCCCUCACAGAUGGCCACACCGUCAUCUGCACGCGGUACAUCAGCAGCAAGACCGAUGAGCCUGCCAGUCUGUACUUCUCCUCCGGGACCCGUUGGAAGGAAGGGUCCACACCGGGCCAUUUCAAGAUGGAGCGCCACGACAAGAGCGCCGACAUUGUUCUCGUUGCCAGCGAGCCCAUCACUUUUGAAAGACAUAACUGGGUCUCUGUCCCCACCAAUUCAAUCGUGACUAUCCACAAACAGACAGUCCUCCUCCACCCGAUCCUGGACGAGUUCUACGAUGAGAACACGAACCACGACCGCUCCUCGUGCUUCGCCGUGUCCAAGGGGCUGGUCAGUACCGCACCGGGGAAGACCGUCCAACCACAGUCCACUCCCCCCUGCCCAUCUCUCGCUGAGAAGACUGCUGUUGUUGCUUGAGUCGGCGUGAGAAAAAGACAAGAGAGACUCGGAUUUUUUUUGUUUAGUUUCCCGGGGGGGGGGGGGGG